AUGGGGAACGAGACUGAUGAAGAAGCAGACUUGAUGAGAAGAAACAAAAUGCUGAUGGAAGCCAUGACUGCUCAGUUGAACAAAACCAUGUUGGAGAACAUGUCAACUAUGAUGAAAGACAACAUGGAAGAAAUUAGAAGGGAGAUUAGACAAGCUACUGGUCAAGGACACAGCCGUGAAGCUGAAAGAGAAGAGCAAUCUCCACAACGCCAACGAGAGCAUGAUGGUUCACAAGAAACUGAUAACUACUAUGAGCGUAGAAGAUCCUCUUCUAGAGACAGUCGUAGGAGACCUAGGAGAGAUCACGUGGGAAGAAGGUAUCAUAGAGAUGAGUAUACUGGUCUUAAGAUCAAGAUCCCUCCUUUCCAUGGCAAGAUUGCCACUACUGAGUUUUAUGACUAUGCUUUGAGUUGGUGGGAUCAACUGGUGACUGCUAGACGUGUCAAUCAAGAGUAUCCUGUUGACUCUUGGCAAGAGAUGAAGUCUUUGAUGCGCAAGAGGUUUGUACCUAGCCACUACCAUCGUGAUCUGCACCAGAGGCUACGAAAACUGAUUCAAGGCUCCAAAACCGUGGAGGAAUACUAUCAAGAGAUGGAGUUGUUGAUGCAGAGAGCGAGUCAUUACGUUGAGCUAGAGGAGAUGCUACACAAAGCUAUCUUGGUGGAACAACAACUCAAAAGAAAGAGCUACUCUCGUUCUAGCUAUGGUACUAGCAAGUUUCAGCAUUCAAGGGAAGAGAAGCCUAGUUACCAGAAGGAGAGCAAACCUUAUCAGAAGGAUGACACUAAACCUGGCAGCAUCUUUGACAAAGACAAAGGAAAAGCAGUAGCUACGGGUUCAAAGUCUCGGGAUGUCAAGUGCUUUAAGUGUCAAGGGCGUGGACACUAUGCCAACGAAUGUACUAACAAGAAAACCAUGAUCCUUCUAGACACUGGAGAGUAUUUGUCUCAGGAUGAGAAGAUCCACACUGAACGUGAGCAAUCUGAGGCAGAGUCUGAAGAAGAACCGGUCAGAGGAAGGUUACUAGUAACAAGAAGACUUCUGAAUCUUCAAACCAAGGCAGAAGAGACUGAGCAGCGUGAGAAUUUGUUCUACACUAGAUGUCUGGUUCAAGGAAAGGUCUGUAGUCUCAUCAUUGAUGGAGGAAGUUGUGUCAACGUGGCCAGUGAGACAAUGGUGGCAAAGUUGGGUUUGAAAGUUCAGAAACAUCCAAAGCCAUACCGGUUGCAGUGGCUUAAUGAAGAAGGAGAAAUGAGAGUCUCAACUCAGGUUCUGAUUCCCAUAGCCAUUGGUAAAUACGAAGAUGAGGUUCUAUGUGAUAUACUACCUAUGGAGGCAAGCCACAUUCUUCUUGGACGACCUUGGCAAUCAGACAGGCGUGUGAUGCAUGAUGGUUAUACUAACAAGCACACCUUUGAGCAUAAUGGCAAGAAAACCGUGCUGGUGCCUCUAACUCCAAAAGAGGUUCAUGAAGAUCAACUUCAACUUCAGAAAAAGAAAAAGAUUGAUCUCAAGCCUGAUCAAAGCAAGCAACACAGUCUCUAUGCCAAAACAGGGGAGAUCAAAAGAAUUCUCUACUCUCAAAAUUCUUUUGUUUUACUCAGGUUUAAAGAGAACCUACUAACUGUUGCUAAUAAAACACCGGAAUAUCCGAGUGAACUAUCUUCUCUUUUGCAGGAAUAUAAAGAUAUCUUUCCAGAAGACAAUCCAAUUGGGUUACCUCCAAUUCGUGGGAUUGAGCAUCAGAUAGAUUUUGUUCCUGGAGCUACACUUCCAAACCGGCCAUCUUACAGGACCAACCCUGUUGAAACUAAAGAGCUACAAAAGCAAGUGGAGGAGCUUAUGGAAAAGGGACAUAUCAGAGAAAGCAUGAGUCCUUGUGCCGUUCCAAGUGCUUCUUGUGCCAAAAAAAGAUGGAACUGGAGAAU
Raphanus sativus (radish) is the source of this 1928-nucleotide messenger RNA. RefSeq lists its product as uncharacterized. Gene Ontology annotation, molecular function: zinc ion binding; nucleic acid binding. The record is from RefSeq and is a predicted model, not a curated record. NCBI's taxonomy places the organism in Eukaryota, Viridiplantae, Streptophyta, Magnoliopsida, Brassicales, Brassicaceae. The transcript is spliced from 3 exons. The annotation marks the transcript as partial.